GUCUGAGUAAGUUGAAGUUCCCGAUUUCCCGUCCGCUCCCAGUGACUGCUAGGAUGUGGAAUAUACGGCUUUAUACACUGUACUUAGUCCCUGAUUGUGUGAAGCAAGUGAGUCGUCUCGUUUAUAAUGUACUGAAUGAUGCACUUGUCAACUCGAGCACUGUUUGCACUGCUGGCAGUCUCGCUAGCCUAUACAAAUCUUCUCAAAGAUCAACGAUACCCGCCCUACAUUCUUACGGCGAACACCCGUUGCGUCGCUAAUGGGAGCUUCAGACAUCCCAGUAACUGUUCUUGGUUCUACAAGUGUGAGAACAAGACGGUUGAGGGGUACUACCAAAAGCAGUUCUUCGAGUGUGCCCCGGGCACUGUGUUCGAUGACGCCCUAGACAUCUGUAUUCCCAAGUCAGCUGGUGGCCAAGCCUGUGGUCAAGUGACCAUCCAGGAAAGUGCCGAUUGCAAGCGACUCUCAUCUCCUCCAAAAGGCUACUGUUACCCCAGUGCACUUUGCGUCGGUAAUAAAACUACCAGUGGUAUGUGUCAUUACCGAGUAGUCUGCGGAGAAAACCCAGGGAUUGUUUACUGCGACAUGAUAAUCUCGAAUGCAGGACAUCAGUGCACAAACACAUCCAAUGAUGUCUGUGAACACUUUAAAAAACAACCCAUAAGAUUUUGAAGCGUUUUUCACCCUUCAAGAUAAGUAAGCUCAGAAAAUUGAUAUGAAACAAAGUAAACUUGUAUCCCAUUUUGCCGAGAUAAUUAUUGUUUACUUUCUUAGUCCAGGAAAAACAUGACUAUAACUUUGGCUCAAUGUCAAUUUGUAAGCAUCUUUAGAAAGUACUAUCAAAUUAUUGUUAUUCUUCUUUCCCACCGUUAUCCCUACAUCAAGGGGUCGGUUGCCUGAUGCGCCUUCUCCUCCACUGCCUUCUAUCAAAGUACUUUCAGAUUAUGUAGUAUAAAUGUAUUUUGUGGGUACUCCAUAUUUUGUUGUUAACAUUUGAUUAAAUUCCUGAAAAUGUCCUGCAUGCCCGUAGAGUAGUUCAUGAGAAGCUUACCAUAAUUUUAUUUAUCUUGCCUGACACAGUAUUCUGUUCUGUCUUCCUCUUCUCACACCUACAUUGCAGGCUUGAUUGAAGAGUAUGCAGUAUCCCUUCUGCCGAUAGCUGCACCCACUGUCAUCCUGUUACAUGCCUUCCAUUCCUGCUUCCUUUUCCUUAUCUUGCCUUCCAGUUUCUCCAUUUUGUUCAUUUUCUUGAUCUCUGUAUCUUUUUACCUAACUGCACUCCAGUUUUGCAUUUCACAGUCAUAAAUGCUGAAUGGGCGAAGGUUUUCCUGGUGUUUGGGUUUAUAGCUUACAUUUUGUUAUUCAUUUAACUUUUCAUCAGUUCCAUUUCAAUUUUUUUUCCAGCUCCUCUUUGUCUGGCUCAAAUUUUUAUCCGUCGGAUGAACACAUCUUCCAGCUAGCCCUGUGAGAUUGUCUGGUUGAAUUAUUACUAAAUAAUGAUGAUAACUUAGGCAGUUUUCUGGGUCUCUUUUUCUGAAAGGUGGUGGAAUCUUUUUAUAAAAUUUAGUGGUGUCUUGAGACAGGCUUUUAGUUUACCAUUUUAGAAACUGUAGAAAAUUUAUCAGGGUUGCUGUUAUUAUGUAGUUACCAAUGUUAUACUGUAGUUACCAAUGUUAUACAUGUGUAUUGUUUUUGUAAUUGGAUAUUUGUAUUUUUGCAUUUUUAUUGCUGCAACCAUGAAAUUGGCAAUUUUUUUUAUUCUUUGUAAUUGUAGUUUUAAAAAAAGUUGUGUUUUGUAGUUUAGAUAGCUACAGUAAUUUAUAAAGUUUGGAAUGAUUACAAUAAACCUGGUUUUAAACAAGAAGGGUAAUAUUAGAUCUGGUUUUUCACCUUUUGUUUCCUUACGUCUCUUCGUAUACAAUAGUACAAUUUCAAACCUAAGUAAUAUGUAGUUUUAAAAGUAUAUACGUACAAGGAAGGCUAAUGUAUGUGAAAACAACAUAUGUGAUGUUAUUGUCUUUGAACUGAACACUGUCUUUUGAUUCAUUAUUUACAAGGAAAUUAAAUUUGGCUACUUCAUCACUGUUCAUAUAUAUAUAUAUUUUUUUUUUGUAGACAUUAACAAUGUAGGCUUAGUAGCAUUCUUUUGUGAGUAACGUCCAUGAAAUUUUCAGUAUAUAAAAUGAAGUUUCCAGGAAAUAUUUUUAGCAUUGAAGAUAUCUGUUUGAAGUAGUAAAGACUGGCAUGUCCACAUGGUACUGAUCAGCAUGGGAGGUCAGCUUUGAAAGUGUGUCAACCUUUUGUUUCCACCUGAUAUUUCUGGUAGUGAAUAGUUUUAACAGAAUUACGGUAUGUUUCUGCCAUCAUUGGAGCCAGUCCCUGGGAGUUUAUAUCAGUUCACAUCCCUUCAGGGAUUAAGGCCUUACAAUCAGUUAUAUUUGGUACAAGGUUUGACUUUUAUUUUUCAUCCAUUGCCUCACUUCUUUGUCCACCUAGAAGUUCAACUUCAUCUGGUGUGGUUAGCCUACUUUUUAGUGAUAAGGUUAAUAUUGGCACACCUGACUAUUGUGACAAGAGUGAGUAAAUCAGAAUAUUCCAGGUAUCGCAGUGUAAGAAACUGAAUUAUUAAAAUUUUUUAGCAAGUGGGAGAGAUAGAACAUGAUAUUGCAGGGUGAAACACGCACGAAGCCAAUAGAUAUCCCUUUUCUGUUAGGACAUGAAAUCAGAUUCUUUUAGUUUAUACUGUCUGAAGUCUGAAGGAAAACUAACAUCUGAAAUAAAGAUAACUUUUGAUUUUAAAGAUCAUGAAAGGUAAAAUUAGUAAGUACAGUAGUACCUUGUAUUUCGAACUUAAUCCGUUCCAGAAGGCUGUU
Molecule: messenger RNA, 2873 nt
Organism: Macrobrachium nipponense
Lineage: Eukaryota; Metazoa; Arthropoda; Malacostraca; Decapoda; Palaemonidae
Exons: 6
Coding region: 136-672 (178 amino acids)
Cellular component (GO): extracellular region
Molecular function (GO): chitin binding
Source: RefSeq, a predicted model, not a curated record